AUGGCUAACAUAUUAGACAUAUUUAAAAAAUCGAUCAAAUAAAAAACACAAGAGCAGGAAGGAAAAUUAAUGGAGUUUGAUCUUGAUAAUGUUAAGAUCGUGAAAUUAGACAAAUAGACAGCUGAACUUCUUGAAUCUCAAAGCCAUCUAGAGUCUUUAAGUCUUGUAGAGUGCUCCUUAAAGACACUUGAGGGAUUUCCUAAAUUACCUAAUUUAUAGAAUUUGGUGUUGGAAACUAAUUAAUUGGAUGGAGAAGCAAUUAAAUUCAUUGGCAAUACAUAUCCAAAAUUGUUGUGUUUAAGUCUAGCAGAAAACCAAAUCAAAACAUUUGCUGAUUUGGAGCCGAUCAAGUAGUUGAAAAAAUUACAAUAAUUAGAUUUAUCUGAAAAUCCUAUAGCUAAAUUGCCAGGAUACUUCUAAAAGGUGUUUGAUUUAGUUCCUGGAUUGUCGGUUUUAGAUAACAAAGAUAAAAGUGGAAACGACAUUUAAUAUAGUGAGGACGAAGAUGAGCUUGUGGUAGAUGAUUCAGAAGAUUCAGAAAACGAAAUAGAUGAUGAGGAUGAUGGAUUAGAUGAUGAUGACGAUGAUGAAGAAUCAAGUCCAAAACCAACUAAAAAAGCAAAAUAAUGAUAAAUUUAUAAGAUUUUUUGGUCCAAUAAAUUUUUAUUUCAUUUUAUU
This is a messenger RNA of Paramecium tetraurelia, 678 nucleotides long. RefSeq lists its product as uncharacterized. The transcript has 2 exons. Lineage: Eukaryota; Ciliophora; Oligohymenophorea; Peniculida; Parameciidae. Gene Ontology annotation, molecular function: histone binding. Gene Ontology annotation, cellular component: nucleus. The record is from RefSeq and is a predicted model, not a curated record.